AUGAUCCGGGGCGAGGAAUCGGCGAUGGCGGACAGUUCGCCGCAACGGCCGCCUGUCGUCUUCUGCCACGACUCCCCAAAGCGAGUGUUAGUGUCGGUCAUCAGGACGACCCCGAUCAAGUUGUGUUGCAGUGGAGGAGAGCCAGAACCACCGCCACCGCUCAUCCCCACCAGCCCCGGCUUCAGCGACUUCAUGGUGUACCCGUGGCGCUGGGGCGAGAAUGCACAUAACGUGACGCUCAGCCCCGGAGCUUCGGGGGGCGCUGCUUUGGCCACCUCCUUGGCCGCCGCCACCGAGCACCCUGGUCUUCGGGGUCGGAGCGCGCCCCCACCCACUGCCUUGGGGGGCGAGGAGGAGGAAGAAGCUAGCAGUCUUGACAGUGGCCACCUCAAGGAUGGAAUCCGACGUGGUAGACCCAGAGCAGAUACAGUCCGGGAUUUAAUAAAUGAAGGAGAGCAUUCGUCCAGUAGAAUCCGUUGUAACAUCUGUAAUAGGGUAUUUCCACGAGAGAAAUCACUCCAGGCCCACAAAAGGACUCAUACAGGUGAGAGACCGUAUAUGUGUGACUAUCCAGACUGUGGGAAAGCCUUUGUUCAAAGUGGGCAGCUCAAAACACAUCAGCGUCUUCACACUGGAGAGAAACCUUUUGUUUGUUCAGAAAAUGGCUGUCUAAGCAGAUUCACCCAUGCAAACCGCCACUGUCCGAAGCACCCUUAUGCCAGGCUGAAGAGAGAGGAGCUAACAGACGCACUCAGUAAGCACCAGGUUGCAGAUAACAAGGCUGCUGCUGAGUGGUUGGCAAAGUAUUGGGAAACAAGAGAACAGCGUACUCCUGCCUUGAAAGGGAAGUCUACUCAGAAGGCUGACCAAGAGCAACAGGACCCUCUGGAAUACCUUCAGUCUGAUGAGGAUGAUGAUGAGAAGAGUGGGGCUCAGCGCCGUCUGCAGGAGCAGCGCGAGCGGCUGCACGGGGCCCUGGCCCUCAUUGAGCUUGCCAACCUAACAGGAGCACCCCUCUGCCAGUAGCCGAAACACUGACUGUUCCACUGUACAAAAGUACUGCCCGGCAUACUUAAAAAGUAGAUCCUUGGGCAUAAGCUAAGCACCUUAUCUGCUUAUCUUAGGCUGCUAUUCUGUAGACAUUGAUGAAGAAUGUUAUUGCCCCACAAUAUGGGGUGAAAGAUAAUUGCACUUUUUUUAUAUGGAAAUGGAUUUGAUGUAAAGUUUAAAUAUUUUGUAAAUAUAAGACCGCACAGUACAGGGUAGAAAAUGAUAUUUUGUGGGAAGCUAGAUUUUGCAAGUUUAAUGC
This is a messenger RNA of Elephantulus edwardii (Cape elephant shrew), 1309 nucleotides long. It is a transcript of the gene ZNF367, whose product is annotated as zinc finger protein 367. The record is from RefSeq and is a predicted model, not a curated record. Gene Ontology annotation, cellular component: cell-cell junction. Gene Ontology annotation, biological process: homophilic cell-cell adhesion. NCBI's taxonomy places the organism in Eukaryota, Metazoa, Chordata, Mammalia, Macroscelidea, Macroscelididae. Gene Ontology annotation, molecular function: ionotropic glutamate receptor binding. The transcript is spliced from 5 exons. The coding region runs from base 1 to 1026 and encodes 341 amino acids.